AUGUUGUCCGCUCGUACCACUGUUUUGAAAAAACAGUUGAAUGUUCGUAAUUUGGCUUCUGUCUCUCUAACUAGAGAUUCAAAAGUAAAUCAAAAUUUACUAGAGUCUCACUCUUUCAUAAACUAUAAACAAAAUCUAGAAAAUGUCAAUACCGUAAGAGAUAGGUUGAACAGACCACUAACUUACGCAGAAAAAAUCCUAUACGGUCAUCUAGAUGAACCACAUACUCAAGAAAUCGUAAGAGGUACCUCUUACUUGAAAUUAAGACCAGAUCGUGUCGCCUGUCAAGAUGCUACUGCUCAAAUGGCCAUCUUACAAUUCAUGUCUGCUGGUAUCCCAGAAGUAGCAAGACCAGUCACUGUCCAUUGUGACCAUUUGAUUCAAGCUCAAGUAGGUGGUGAAAAAGAUUUGGAAAGAGCAAUUAGUCUAAACAAAGAAGUUUACGAUUUCUUAUCUUCUGCUACCGCUAAAUAUAACAUGGGUUUCUGGAAACCAGGUUCCGGUAUUAUCCAUCAAAUCGUCUUGGAAAACUACGCUUAUCCAGGUGCUUUGAUCAUCGGUACCGAUUCUCACACUCCAAACGCUGGUGGUUUGGGUCAAUUGGCUAUCGGUGUCGGUGGUGCUGAUGCCGUCGAUGUCAUGUCUAACUUGCCAUGGGAAUUGAAAGCUCCAAAGAUUUUGGGUGUUAAAUUGACCGGUAAGAUGAACGGUUGGACUUCUCCAAAGGAUAUCAUCUUGAAAUUGGCUGGUAUCACCACCGUAAAAGGUGGUACCGGUAAGAUCGUAGAAUAUUUCGGUGACGGUAUCGACACUUUCUCUGCUACCGGUAUGGGUACCAUCUGUAACAUGGGUGCUGAAAUUGGUGCUACUACCUCUGUCUUCCCAUUCAACAAGUCAAUGAUCGAAUACUUGGAUGCUACUGGACGUAACCAAAUCGCCCAAUUUGCCGAAUUAUACAAGUCCGAUUUAUUAUCUGCUGAUGAAGGCGCUGAAUAUGAUGAAGUCAUUGAAAUUGAUUUGAAUACUUUGGAACCAUACGUUAACGGUCCAUUCACUCCAGAUUUGGCCACUCCAAUCUCCAAGAUGAAGGAUGUUGCUGUCAAGAACAACUGGCCAUUAGAAGUUAAGGUCGGUUUGAUCGGUUCUUGUACCAACUCUUCCUACGAAGAUAUGUCUCGUGCUGCUUCCAUUGUUAAAGAUGCUGAAGCUCAUGGUUUGAAGGCUAAGUCCAUCUACACUGUUACUCCAGGUUCCGAACAAAUUAGAGCCACUAUCGAACGUGAUGGUCAAUUGAAGACCUUCCAAGAUUUUGGCGGUGUUGUCUUGGCUAACGCUUGUGGUCCAUGUAUCGGUCAAUGGGACCGUAAGGAUAUCAAGAAGGGUGAUAAGAACACUAUUGUCUCUUCUUUCAACAGAAACUUCACCUCCAGAAACGAUGGUAACCCAGAAACUCACUCCUUUGUUGCUUCUCCAGAUAUUGUCACUGCUUUUGCCAUUGCAGGUGAUUUGAGAUUCAACCCAUUAACCGAUAAGUUAAAGGACAAGGAUGGUAAUGAAUUCAUGUUGAAACCACCAACUGGUGAAGGUUUGCCAUCUAGAGGUUAUGACCCAGGUAACAACACUUACCAAGCUCCACCAACUGACCGUGCUAGCGUUCAAGUUCAAAUUUCUCCAAGCUCUGACCGUUUACAAGUCUUGAAGCCAUUUGAAGCUUGGAAUGGUAAAGAUGCUUUGGAUAUGCCAAUCUUAAUCAAGGCCGUCGGUAAGACUACUACCGAUCAUAUUUCAAUGGCUGGUCCAUGGUUGAAAUACAGAGGUCACUUGCAAAACAUCUCUAACAACUAUAUGAUCGGUGCCAUUAAUGCUGAAAACAAAAAGGCUAACUCUGUUAAGAACUGUUUGACUGGUGAAUUCGGUGGUGUUCCAGACACUGCUGGUUACUUAAGAGACCACGGUGUUAAAUGGGUUGUUAUUGGUGAUGAAAACUUUGGUGAAGGUUCUUCUCGUGAACAUGCCGCUUUGGAACCAAGAUUCUUGGGUGGUUUCGCUAUCAUUACCAAGUCAUUUGCUCGUAUUCACGAAACUAACUUGAAGAAACAAGGUUUGUUGCCAUUGAACUUCAAGAACACAGCUGACUAUGACAAGAUUAACCCAGAUGACAGAAUUGAUAUCUUAGGCUUGACAGAAUUUGCUCCAGGUAAGACUUUGACCAUGAGAGUUCAUCCAAAGAACGGUGAAGCUUGGGACUGUGAAUUGACCCACACUUUCAACAAAGAACAAAUUGAAUGGUUCAAGUCCGGUUCUGCUUUGAACAAGAUAAAGCAUGAUAUGCAACAAAAUUAA
Vanderwaltozyma polyspora DSM 70294 is the source of this 2343-nucleotide messenger RNA. RefSeq names its product aconitate hydratase ACO1 (gene ACO1). Gene Ontology annotation, molecular function: aconitate hydratase activity; 4 iron, 4 sulfur cluster binding. Lineage: Eukaryota; Fungi; Ascomycota; Saccharomycetes; Saccharomycetales; Saccharomycetaceae. Gene Ontology annotation, cellular component: mitochondrion; cytosol. The record is from RefSeq and is a predicted model, not a curated record. Bases 1 to 2343 code for a protein of 780 amino acids. The transcript has a single exon. Gene Ontology annotation, biological process: tricarboxylic acid cycle.